AUGACAUCAAUGGGGGAGCAUGGAACUACAUCUCCUGACUACCGGUUCGAAGGCGCCAGACUCCGAAGCUUCACGAACUGGCCAUUGGCUCGUCCACAGCCGAGACGCCUAGCUGCGGCCGGAUUCUAUUACACUGGGGUAAUAGACAGCGUUAAAUGCUUCUUCUGUGGAGUAGAGAUAUGUAUGUGGGAGGAAGAUGAUCCGGUGUCGGAACAUCAACGCUGGCGAGGGAGUUGCCGAUUCAUCCACAAUCUCCCCAGUGGAAACAUACCACUGGACGAAGAUUUUCUUAAUAUGACAGGGCCUUCAGAAGACACCGUUAACAUCAGGACCACUCGAGAAUCACCAGUGGUCAACUACGUCUUCGCGAGCACAUCAGGGCUAAAUAGAACUGGUCUCACGCGACAUACACAAAUGGCACACCCCAAUUAUUCUCUCUAUCAAACAAGACUGGAGUCCUUCAAGAAAUGGUCUCCGUUAAUGCCCCAGACAAAAGAGCGAUUAGCAGAAGCAGGAUUCUUCUAUACUGGUACUGGUGAUCAAACACUUUGUUAUCAUUGUGGAGGGGGACUGAAGGAUUGGGAACCGGAGGAUGAUCCUUGGGUGCAACAUGCCAAGUGGUUCAAAAAUUGCUACUAUGUUCGACUAACAAGGGGACAAUCGUUCAUAGACAGUGUUGUGGGGAUACCGGUAGCAGCACCAGUCCUAGGGGAGCUGACCUCGAUCAAUCUGCCCUCUUGCUUAAGUCUAGUAGCUCCUGUGUGGUUACCAGAAUCAUCAAAUCAAGGGGCUGAAGAAGGAAAAGAACAGAAUGGAAGCGCAGAAGAAAAGGAGGACACGAAGGUUAAAGAAGAAAAGGGACAUAUGGGGGAUGAAGAAGAAGAAAAACGCAGAAGGAAGGAAGAAAGUCGUGACGCUCGGGUCUGCAAAAUUUGCUACGAUGAGGAAUUAGGGGUCAUUUUCCUCCCCUGCGGGCAUGUCGUGGCAUGUUUCAAAUGUGCAUCCGCAAUAACGACGUGUGCAGUAUGUCGAGAGCCUAUUACCUUGACUGCCCGCGCUAUCCUGGCAUAA
Molecule: messenger RNA, 1071 nt
Organism: Microplitis demolitor
Lineage: Eukaryota; Metazoa; Arthropoda; Insecta; Hymenoptera; Braconidae
Product: death-associated inhibitor of apoptosis 1-like
Exons: 1
Coding region: 1-1071 (356 amino acids)
Biological process (GO): regulation of cell cycle; positive regulation of protein ubiquitination; negative regulation of apoptotic process
Cellular component (GO): cytoplasm; nucleus
Molecular function (GO): ubiquitin protein ligase activity; cysteine-type endopeptidase inhibitor activity involved in apoptotic process
Source: RefSeq, a predicted model, not a curated record